AUGGCUGCCUAUGUGCUGACCUUGCUGGCACUUGUUUCUUCAGUACUUGGGCAGGACCAGUGUCUAGACGGAAGGACUCCCAUAUAUGUCGACUUUCAUGACCGUCAUGUCAACAACAGCGAGGGGAAUCCAGAUGCGAACAUACAAUACGGCCUCUUUAUUGGCGUCGGUACCCCCGCUCAGAACCAGUCACUAUGGCCCUCGUUAGUGCAUAAUGAGACGACCUUUAGCAGUCCAAGUUUCUGCGAUAACAGCACGAAUCCUUCAUGCAGGGAACAAACGCACGGCACGUAUCAGCCAGAAGAUUCGGAAAGAUAUUCACCAAACGACACCUUUGUACCACUCGACAGCAACGGCAUCGGGCCAACGCAAGUCGGUGGGACCGGCAGCGACACCCUCAAUGUCUACACCCACUACUUCGACCCUUCGCCACCGAAUGUCACACUGGUCGAAGACUUUCCCGUCACACAACUUACAGACUACAGCUCCGAUGAGUCUCCGUGGUUUGGCCCGUCUGGUCACCUUGGUCUAGGGCCAAGUGCACCUAUUCUCUCACGUCUCGUCGCUCUCAGUCUCAUCACAACCCGUUCUUUUGGACUAUAUGUUGGCACUGCUUAUCCGCGUCCGGGCGGUGCUAUCAACGGCUCUUUGACCCUCGGCGGCUAUGAUUCCGGUCGCUUUACAGGAACUUCACAUAAUUUCACUCUCGACAAUGUCUUUAAUCUCGAAGAGGGUGAAACGCCCUUCCGUGUGACCAUUGACUCUCUCACCCUGCAGGACGCCAACAACAAUAACGCCACCACCCGACUCAACAACGACUCUUUCUCCGCCUACCUCACGACCGACCAGUUCAGCAUGACUUUCCCUACCGACAUGACCGACGCAUUUGUAUCCGCUACCGGCGCCGGCGACCCUACCAAUAACGACUUUUCCGAACCAACCUUCCCCCUCCCCUCCAACGCCAACUUCUCCCUCACCAUCACCAUACAAAACGGCCCAACAGUCGAAAUCCCCUGGUACGAAAUGCGCAACGCAUCCAACGCCUCCCCCAUCUCCCCACCCCGCUCCACCAACAGCACAUCCACCUCCAACACCGCCCUCCUAGGCGCCCUCUUUCUCUCUCACCUCUACCUCACCGUCAACUACGACGCCACGCCCCCAGCCUUCUACCUCGCCGAAGCCCUCCCGCACGGGCCCUACGUCAUGACCCAGCCGCUCUGCGCCGACACCAUCCCCGUCAUGGCCGCGCAAGUGCGCCUCUCCAGCUGGCGCGCCAAUGGCGUCAUCGGUGCCGUACUAGGCGGCGUUAUCGGCGGUAUCGGCCUCGCUUUCGCGGCGUGGUGGUGCUUCGUCAAAGUGCAGCAGCGCAAGCUGUCCAAGCUGGGCGAGGCGGAAGAUGAGGAGAUCAAGGGUGCGGCGUUGGUUAUCAGGAAUGGGGUGGUGAAGGGUGUGGGCGGGAGUGGCGCUGGUAGCCGAAGCCCGAGGGCGAGCGGAAGGGGCGGGAAGCGUGCGGCGCUCGUGGGAAUCAUGAAGGGCCGCCGGAACGAUGGCAAGGGGAAAGGCAAGGGCGUCGCUUACGGAGGCAUUGACCGGCCCAAGAAGAUCAGUUGGAGCGGCAGCAGCGAGAACAGUGGCAGCGACGAGGCGGACCGCGGCGGCUACGACAUGCAGCAGUUCAGCCCCGUCGCCAUCCCUGCCGCGUACGGAUAUCCCACCGGCGAUGCUGGGGCCUCGCACAACCAUACGCAGCAGCAGCCGCAGCAGCAGCAGCAUCAUCAUUCUGACCCAUUAACCACCAACCCACCACAGCAACACUCUUCUCACCACCACCCAUCCGUCCUCGCAAUCGGCCAAGCCAUCAGCUCCCCCUCCGACACGCAAGCCCCGCCCCUCCGUUCCAUCUCCCCUGUCAGCCCCAUGUCAACCCUUUUCUCCUCUGACAACGAGGACGAUGAGCGCGAGCACUUCGCCCCCGCGACUCAGCCUGCUGGUUUCCCGCUUCCGGCGGCGGCGGCGGCGUAUUCUCAGUCGCAAUCGUACUCGAAUUCAAAUUCGAAUUCGCCGUCUCCGCCGUCGCGGCUGCAGCAGCCGCCACUGGACCUACAGCCGCCGCCAACACUAGGCGGCGCAGGUGCAGGGGGUGAUGGCGGGUUAGUCAGCCUGACGAGUUCGCUGCGCACGUCUGAGACGGGCGGGAGCGGGAGCGGUGGCUCGUUAUCAUCGUCAUCGCCAGCUGCGGGGUCGCGGCCGGAGUUGAGGUUGAAGACGGCGGUUGGGUCGGGUUUUAAUGGUGAGGCGAGGACGGCGAAGAAGUUGAGGCUGGUGCCGGUUAAUGGUGGAGAUGGGAGGGGUGGGAGUGUUAGGGUGGAGAGGGUUGGUGGUGGACGAGAGGGAGGAGAAGCAGGGGUGGGUUGGAGGAGGAAGAUGUUUCCUGCCUAG
Cyphellophora europaea CBS 101466 is the source of this 2439-nucleotide messenger RNA. RefSeq lists its product as uncharacterized. NCBI's taxonomy places the organism in Eukaryota, Fungi, Ascomycota, Eurotiomycetes, Chaetothyriales, Cyphellophoraceae. The transcript is spliced from 2 exons. The record is from RefSeq and is a predicted model, not a curated record. The coding region runs from base 1 to 2439 and encodes 812 amino acids.